CAGAAACACACAGAGAGAGAGAGAGAGAGAGAGGAAGCCGUGAAAUCUCCUCAAGUGUCAUCCUCGACGUUUCUUUUUUUCCUCCCCCCACGCAGAUACCCCUCCACCCUGUCGGAGCUAGGUUAACACUCGAUAAGUCGGCCGCAGUCAUGUACGUGAGGGUGGUGUUUCUCGCAGUGGUUGUAGCUCUGGCUGGCGCAUCAGCCGCGACAAACUCAGAUGACUGCUCCAGUCUGGCAUGCGAUGCAUGUGGAGCCAAUCCUGACUGCCAAUGGGUUAAUUGCACAUCAAUGGUUGGCUGUCACAACAUGACUCUUCUGGGAAACAACGAUACCUGUGUCAAUGUCAGCUGCACAGCUUCCUCCACAGUUGCCCCACAUUCAACUGCCUCUGUGACUACUCCCCCUCCCAUUACAACCUCCUCUUCUACCCUUACCACCUCUAACAGCAGCACCUCAGGCAACACCACUAUUCCCACUGCCGCCCCGACUCACAGUGGUAACACCACUGCUACUAUUUCAACCUCGACUUCUGCUGGAACUAACACAAGUACCACACUGGUUACCCCGACUGCUCUGCCUCACAAGAACACCUUCGACGCUGCGAGCUUCAUUGGUGGAAUAGUUCUGGUCCUGGGCCUUCAGGCCGUGAUCUUCUUCCUCUACAAAUUUUGCAAGUCCAAGGACCGCAACUACCACACCCUUUGAAGCAGCCAUACUUUGAAUCACCGAACCCACCCCCAGCAACUAGAACCUUCCAGAGAAGACUCCCUCUACUCGGCACACACUCAUCACGACGGACUCAAACAGUGUUUUCAAGCAGGUUUUCGAGAUCUUUGAUGUUUGUUCCACUUCUGGUUUGUCAGAGCUGCUGUCGUAGUCUGUAUCGAGGCUCUGACGCAGGCCUGUUUGUAGGAUAAUUCACAAACUUGCACAGCUAAACAGAUCUCUGGUGAGAUGGCAUUUAAUCCUUGAGCAUAUGGAUUACAUCAUCUGGUUGCUACUCCCACCUCCUGCCAUUAGUCAUUCUGCAAAGACCGGUUUCCAGCAAGCUGAGGGGGCUUCGAGUUAUUUACCGCCCCUCUCCUCAUGAUUCGGCAAUUAAAUACACCACAUGAGAGUUAAAGAAUUACUCAUGUAUACAAAGUAGCUUUCCUGUUCCCGUUUCCUGUACACAGCUGCAAACUGGUAACAUUUUAUUUAAUCUUCAUUUGGAAACACUGUUUGAGUUCACAGCUGUUCUUAAAUUUGCCGAAUGCGAUGAUUCAGUUUUGCUUUUAGCCUGUUGAAUCGUGAGCAGGUUCCCUCUCCCUCAUGCAGCUGUAUUAUAUAUAUUUGUUCAAAGAUGAUGUAAAAGAGGCGGGGUUGCUUACAGCACGAGGGGAAUAAAAGCAAAACCAAAUCAUCUGAUCUGGAAAAAAGAAAAAAAAAAGAAAAGAGGCGUCUCCCUUGGCGUUUAGGAGUGCUGUGCGUUUUCUGCUGUUGACUUCCCUGUGGAAAUCUCUCAUCCAGUACUCGGUAUAAAAAUAUCAAAAAACCAACUGCCAGUGGAGCAGCUCAAUGCAAUAAAUUUCAUCUCCCAUCAUACUUUAAUCUCCCGAUCGUCAUUCCUGAUCAUUACCGACUUCAGCUCGGUUUGCUAACAUUGAGCUGGCCCCUUUUGGCCCCAUUUCUGUGGAGGAGUCAGUCAAAAAAAGGGGGGGGGCCUUUGGGUUGAAAUGAAAAGAUUGUAGAAUAUUUCAUAAAUAAGAAUAAUUUGUUUUAUUAAUGUAGAUAAUAGAGAGAAUGGGGAGAUGGCAUGCACCUUCUUGAUGUGGACAGUGAUAGCAGUGAAGUGCCUUUAUGUCCAGUAUGACUUAAAGCGAGACCUGGAAGAUUAUUUUCUUUGGAUCAAGGCUCGAGUGUUAUCAUUAGUUUAUGUUUCUAAGAAAGAAACAGUAUCGCGGUGCUGAUAUUGGUGAGACCCGUAGUAUCCCAGCUGGACUGAAGAGCCUUUUAUUGUUGAAGUACAGUAGAUAGUUGUCACUCGAGGGCCUUAAUCAGUCAAGAUUUAACUAUUUCCCUAUAAGUCGAGGACUAUAUUCAGUGGUCUUCUCACUGGUGACCUUGUGUAAGUGAAUAAUUUAAAGGUGCUCUCCUUUUUUGUAGAGCCCAGUACUGCUCCCAAAAUUUCCUCCCUCCUCACUUAUUUGUGCCAUUUGUUUAAAUUACGCUUGAUUUUAAAAAAACACGAGCGAUGACGUGGCAGGAAAUUCAGGACCACCGUUGGACGCUAUAAAUCUGUGAGCGCACCUUGUUCAAGUAAAAAGCAAAAAAAUAUUGGGCUUAAUUUGAAAACUUGAAUAUUGCAGAGAGUGCAUUUAGGUUAUAAUGUUGGACCGUUUGAGUGCCGGUUUGGUUAAAUGAGCAUUGAUUUCUGACUUUGCCGUGUGAAAUGAGAGGAUUGUGAAUGAAGUGCAGAACUGCAACAACUAAGUGGCCGUGCUAGAGUUCAUGUAAAGUUCUCUAAUUAGCUUGCUGCUAUUUGUGUGAAUUUUUUUUUCUCCCCCUCUUCCUUCCAUUUUGUCCCUCCUGUACAUAGCCAUGUCCUGUUUUUGUUUAUCUUCUUGGUUUCAACUUGAGGAAAAGCUAAAUGAAGGAGUGUUUAUCAGUACAUUUUGCUUGUAGCAGCUUGUCAGUGUCAAGAAUGUUUUGUUAAAAGCUUCUUUCUUUUCUUUCCUUUUUAUUGCAUGCUGGAUGCUUGGAAGUUGUGAUUUUUCCCUCCCAUUGCAUAUGCUCUUAAGGAUUUAAACUCACUUUAAAAACCACUUUGAUUAUUUGUGAUUAGCCCAUAUGCUAGCUGAAAGAAUGCCUUGAAACGGUGUGCAUUUAAGCCAAAGUCCUCAGUUUUGGCAUGGAAAUUGAGCAUUGCACAAUUGACAAGCUUUGUUUUGUAACUUUUGUCUUUGUAAAUGUUUUCAUGAUUCAGCCAAAAAAAAGAAACACACACAAAAAAAAAAAUCAGAUGCUUGUAUAAAUACUCAAGUCUUGAAUAGUAAUAGAUAAUGGAUGAAUAAUCACCAUGUUUUGUAUGACCACGAACAGUAAGAAACUCAUACAUUUUUGUUUUUUGGCUUGCAUAAUUUUCUGCUGCUCACUAUUAACACGCCUUUUUUUUAACCCAGUCACCUGGUGGCAUUAGGCUACAGCCCAAAGACCCGACUAUGGCGAGUAGGCUUCAGAGUUUUGCCUUAGCUGCAUCCAUCUGUACAUUCUCUGCAUGUGGAGAGCCUUUCGCCCCCAAAUUUAGAGAGAGAAAUAUUUGAGUUUUAUUCACAGCCGUCGAGCGCUACGCUGUGCAAACCACCGAAUCCAGUCAGAGUGCUCUCUGCGUUUUUGACAUGGUAGCUGCAUUCCUUAAGAACACAGCAUCACAUGUGGACGUCUCGGUGUGUCCAAACACCUCUGGUAGUCAUGGAUACCAAUAGAUGUGGCAUUGUGUUGCCUCUCUGCAGCUUCUCCUACAAGUUCCUAACUCAGUCUGUGCACCUCUUAAGGAAAAGUGCCUUAUUCAGUUAAUAUCUAUACAUCUAUAUCUAUAUAUAGAUAUAGAUCUAUAGUUGUAGUUUGUAAAAUAAUACGCCACACCUAUUAAAUAUCAAUGGGACUCAGCACUUUCAGACACUUGUGACGUGGUUUUCCGUGUUUGUAUUCUGCUUAAAUGUCUGUUCUGUCACGCUCAGCCUUAACUUCCUGAUCAAACCCACACAGCAUUCGCUAGUGAAUUUCAGUUGCAUUUAAGCACCUACAUUUUGCCCAAUCAUACAAUAGAUUUGUGGGUGUUUUUUUUUUUUUUUUUUUUUUUUAAAUGCUGCUGAAAUGGCUCCAACCAGCUAACUGACGGCAUUGUUUCCUGCUAGAUGAAGCCCGGUUUGUAGCCUGGACAACGUCUCACUAGCACGUUGUAAUAAAAACAACUUACCGGUCUUGUAACAAUAGCUACAGACUUCUAUUGUUCUCUGUUGCAACAUCUUCUCUGUAAUGCUAACAGUGACAUUUGGUUUGUAAUUUUCAAUUGUUGUAUUGAAUGACUUGUUUCUUUUUUUUUUUUCUGUCCAAUAGGAUUUUUCUAUUGAUUUGCUUGGUCAUGGAGGGCUCUCCUGUCAGUUUUCAGCCUUGCAGUGUUCAGUUCCAAGAGCAAUGAGUAAAAAAAGCUUUUUGAUU
Molecule: messenger RNA, 4202 nt
Organism: Larimichthys crocea (large yellow croaker)
Lineage: Eukaryota; Metazoa; Chordata; Actinopteri; Sciaenidae
Gene: cd164
Product: CD164 molecule, sialomucin
Exons: 6
Coding region: 150-707 (185 amino acids)
Cellular component (GO): cytoplasmic vesicle
Source: RefSeq, a predicted model, not a curated record